This is a messenger RNA of Lolium perenne, 434 nucleotides long. RefSeq lists its product as uncharacterized. Gene Ontology annotation, molecular function: cysteine-type peptidase activity. The record is from RefSeq and is a predicted model, not a curated record. Gene Ontology annotation, biological process: proteolysis. NCBI's taxonomy places the organism in Eukaryota, Viridiplantae, Streptophyta, Magnoliopsida, Poales, Poaceae.
GCUUAUACAAUCUUCGGGCCCUCGACAAAUCUAUCGUCAGUUGCUAUUGUCUAUUGAAGAUGCUCGAAUGCAAAAGGGAUGAAAUCAAGGACAUUGGGUUCAUUGACCCGGACACAAUGCAUGUCAAGACCAUAGAAGAACCCCUCUAUAACAGGGAUACACCGGAGACUUUGCUAAGGUUUUUGAAGCGACAACGUGACAAAAAGACAAUACUUUGGCCUUACAACUUCCAGUUUCACUUUAUUCUUAUCGUCAUUAAAAUGUACGAAGGAGAAGUUGAAGUCUUUGACUCACUAACCAAAGAGCCUAUACAAUACAAGUCUUGUUUUCUUAUGCUCAAAAGCGUAUGGGAAACUUUCAUCAAGGAAGAUCAGUCCCAUGAUUGGAAACCGAAGCCGAUAUGGCGUGCGAACAAAGUAAGUAGUACUACCUAG